GCUGGCCAAUCAGGAAGCCUGUCCUGGUUUUCCCCGCCAUCUCUCCACACCUUCUCCACACCUAGCGUUGAGUUGGCUGGCUGUUGAGGGUCUCUCCGCACUGGGUCCGCCGAAGGUGACGAGGCUUUUAUUUGUGGUGACCAGUUGGAAAGAUGUUUAAGAAUAAUCAUCACGACCACAAGCAAAAAGUGGAAGCCAUGAUUAAGAACAUUAAUACAAUUUCUUUGGAGAUGAAGAAGAUGAAAGAACUCUCCCAUAUCCUGCUGUGUGACCUCAAUCUCCAUUUUGGUCAGCCCAAGAAGACUGAGGACCCCAAGGAAGCAGAAACAAGCCACCCAUUUGAAGAGCCUGAGAUACCAGAUGUAGCCCUUGCCUCUAUCAGUUUAUCUGACUGAAUUUUUUUUGUGUUUGUUUUAAAUUUCUGGUUUUGUUGACUUAAAAAUCUGUAAGAACUAAGUUUAUUAGUAUAACUUAAAACAAUAUAAAAUUAUAAAUGAGCAUAGCAUCUGCUUGAAAGCUGUUUUUGUUGUUGUUUUUGUUUUAUUUUUAUUUUUUAAUGUCUCAAAGGGAAACUGAUUCCAUUAAUGCUAGAAGUCUGAUGUCGGAAAUUGACCUAUCUGUGUUUGACGUGCUAGCCUUGUUCUCUGUGCUGUAGACAGGCUUCCUCCAAGUGCAGGGUAGAAGAUGGUAGUAGCAUAGCAGCAGACAGCUUGCCUUUGGGGGCCCUGAAAAGAACUGGUUUUCUGUUCAGAGGGGUCCCUGAAUAGCUUAACUUUUGUUAAGAUGUUAAUCUGUGAGCAGAGAGUUGAGCAAUGGUGAUAGGUCCAGCUGGGGUCGUAAGGCCCAUGGCUCAGAUAGGUAAGACUGGCAGAAGACUAGAAUUGGAAGUACCCAAAGAAAAACACGUUGUGCUCCUCCUGAAAACGUGAGACUCCAGUGACUGUAGUCCCAGGAGUGUAACCCUUACCCUAAGAGACUCAAAUACAUUUCUGUCAUGUCA
Peromyscus leucopus (white-footed mouse) is the source of this 1000-nucleotide messenger RNA. RefSeq names its product chromosome 8b C5orf58 homolog (gene C8BH5orf58). Bases 153 to 395 code for a protein of 80 amino acids. The record is from RefSeq and is a predicted model, not a curated record. NCBI's taxonomy places the organism in Eukaryota, Metazoa, Chordata, Mammalia, Rodentia, Cricetidae. The transcript has 3 exons.